AUGAAGAAUUCCGAAGCCCUCUCUCAACUGAUGUUUCAGCUUACAGCGAUCAGCUGUCGUGCUACGAUUCUGGAGAAUGCACCGUAUACUUAUCCGAUUGUGUUCUUCCUAAUUUUGCUUGGAUUUGGCGUUGAUUUGAUGUUGGUAAAAGAUCGGGUUAUGUCUGAAGAAGAUUUGAGCAUCUUUGUUCCCUUCAAAUGUAAUAUGGCGGCUCGUCCGCUUGUAACUGUGUACAACGAGAAGUAUGAGGCAACGGAGACACAGCUUAAACUCCCGUCGGUCUACCGUGCUCCUAUCAGACCCGACGUUGUGAGCUUCAUUCACGACCAGAUGUUCCGCAACAAACGUCAAGCUCAUGCUGUCUCGACUGCUGCUGGAAAGCAGCAUUCCGCUGAGUCGUGGGGUACUGGGCGUGCUGUUGCUCGUAUCCCUCGCGUACGUGGAGGUGGUACUCAUCGCUCCGGUCAGGGAGCUUUCGGUAACAUGUGUCGUGGAGGACACAUGUUCGCUCCGUUGAAGGUCUUCCGGAGGUGGCACCGUCGUGUCAACAUCGCCCAGAAACGCUAUGCUAUCUGUUCAGCUAUAGCUGCAUCUGGUGUUCCAGCUCUUGUACAGGCUCGCGGGCACGUCAUUGAUAAAGUCGCUGAGAUUCCACUUGUUGUCAGCGACAAGAUCGAAUCAUUCCGCAAAACCAAAGAAGCCGUGACUUUCCUCCGUCGUUCGCAUCUGUGGGCUGAUAUUGAAAAGGUCUAUGCCUCAAAGCGUACACGCGCUGGAACUGGAAAGAUGAGAAACAAGCUACACAAGAGGAAACUGGGCCCUGUUCUAAUUUAUGGCCAGGAUGCAGACUGCGCACGAGCUUUCCGCAACAUCCCCGGUGUUGAUGUCCUUUGCGUGGAGCGCUUAAAUCUUCUAAAGCUUGCUCCAGGAGGUCAUCUUGGACGUCUCAUCAUUUGGACAGAAUCAGCGUUUAAGAAGCUCGACGCCAUCUAUGGAACUCUCAAGGCAAACUCAUCUGAGCAGAAGAAGGGCUGGUCUAUUCCUCUCAAUAAGCUGACCAACGCCGACCUUUCCAGACUUAUUCGUUCAGAAGAGAUUGUCAGAGCUGUACGACCAGUCAAAAAGAAUGUUAAGACCGUGAAGGUGCACAGAAACCCUCUGAAGAAGCACAACCUCAUGGACAAGUUGAACCCCUUCGCUGCCACUCUUCGUGCGGCUGCAAAAAAGACUGCUAAACAGUGA
Necator americanus (New World hookworm) is the source of this 1242-nucleotide messenger RNA. RefSeq lists its product as uncharacterized. Gene Ontology annotation, cellular component: ribosome; cytosolic large ribosomal subunit. The coding region runs from base 1 to 1242 and encodes 413 amino acids. Gene Ontology annotation, biological process: translation. The transcript is spliced from 5 exons. Gene Ontology annotation, molecular function: structural constituent of ribosome; RNA binding. NCBI's taxonomy places the organism in Eukaryota, Metazoa, Nematoda, Chromadorea, Rhabditida, Ancylostomatidae. The record is from RefSeq and is a predicted model, not a curated record.